UAAUUUUUAAGGAAAGUGUUUUAAAAGUAAACAGAUUACAAUGCGUGAAUGAGCCACCUCUUAGAAAGACAUACUUUUCUGUUUUUGAUUUCUAUCGUUUCGAUCCUAAAACUGCAGGAGAGCGUUCAAAUGUGACAUUUUUUAAUACAGCAGUAGUAUUACUUUAGAGAAGGCUGUAAAAUUCGAUCCUAUUGCUAUUAGUUAGAAUGGUUUCUUGUUCUAUAAAUAAAAUGGUAAUUUAAUAUUCUAUUUCUAUCAUAAAAUAUAAAAGUGGACAGAAUUGUAAUACCUAUAUUAUACAUUGAGUAAUACAUAAUAACCAUAAAUAAAAACAUCUUCAAAGAUUUCUAAACCGAAUGCCAGGACCACAGAUAAUUGUCUAUGAACUAAAAGUUGCGAUCUGUAUCGGUUUCUACAUCUUUAAGCUGCUUUGCUUUCAAUAAAAAAUAAAAAAUACAAAGGAGUUUUGAGCAAAACCAGCUGUUCAGUUUUCUUAAAAGUGCUUGAAAAUCAGUGAAAUCCAGUAUGGGUCAAAAUUGAAUAGUGUCAUUAUCAUCUUGAAACAGUGACAUUUAGUGAACUGGAAGUGAUUUCCUUGAAAUUCAAGCCGUGUGAAUAAAUAAUCGAUUUGAAAUUCUGUGAAACGUCACCCACGAUAAAUGGACUGCGUUUUUAGCCAUUUAUUACGUCUUAUUUGAGGCACAGGCAAUGUAUGUAAAUUAGGCCAUCAGGCGAAGCGCAACACAUCCUUUCUUCUACGGAGCAUUUCAUGCGUUAAAGUAAGUUUUUGCAGUGAGUGUGCAGUACAUUCGGACUCUGACAUUGGUCGCAAACGGUAGUGGUGGUUAUUGGUGACGAGUGAUGUGUUAGUGUGUUAGUGCAGUGCUGUGGAUGCUGAGGCGACAGUGUAGCGCGAGCCCUGGCAUGGUGCCGGGCAGGUAGCGCGCGCGGGCGGCCUGCGCAGGCCCCACACAAGCAGCUGCGUGUGUACCCCAGCGUCGUCUAUGGCCGAGCAACACAUCACACCGUCGUCGCACUCUGCACUCACGAGAGAGUCCAGCGGGUCUUCUCCUAGCAGGGUGGUGGGCGGUCGGUGGUUGCGUCAGGUGCGUCAAGUGAGUCACAGCCGUCGGAACCGACGUAACGUGACGUCGCCCCUGCCGCGCUCCACCAUCCGGUACUCGUCCGGACACGCGGACAACGAACCACACCCUCACACCGAACUGCGGAGGAGCUCCAGGCUCGUCAACUCAUUGCCCCGAUCCGAUUACUCCAUCACUGAACGCUGGUCCUACGGCGCUGACGUAUACGAGACGCGCUGCGACACCGUCGACUUUAAAAGUGGAGACACAGAAAAAUCUAACCUCAGCUCAUACACGAAACGUGGACGAACUUCCUUGCAUGACAGGAAGAAACGCAAAUCCCAUUCCAUAUCAAACGGCACUGAAGAGUGCAUCGCAUAUUGCACACGCUCACGGACUGCUCUUAAAUCUACUGAGAGUGCUUGUGAGCUUUUACCCGACAGUUUAAAGGAACAGACAUUAUCACAGACUUUAGUUAACCAAGAGGCUAUUGAUACCUCUGCACAACAGUUACCGCUUAAUCAUUCUGAAGGUGGUUUACUUCCACUUGAAGAUAGAGAUUUUGCAUAUUCACCGUUUAGCUCUUCGACAGUAACAGAGUUAUUAGAUUCUGAUUAUUCUGUAUAUAGUCCGACUGCGACCAGGAGGAAAGGUAAAAAGAGGAAGAGGUCGUCACAUCGUUCCUUAUCGAGUAGAAAGAAUAGCAGCUGUUUGCUUAAUUUAGAAGAGUGUAAAAAGAAAUUUAAAAUAGAUCCUUAUAGUAAAGAUUUGUCAGAUAAUAGCAAAGAAGCACUUGGGGACACUAGGAUUCCUAAACAAGAGACUGAAAAAGUAGAUCAGGCAACUGCUUCGCAGGGUGCGUGCGCAUAUUCGUUGCGAAAUAGAAAUCUACGUGACCUUGGAUCAUCUACCUCAACUGUUAUUUGUGAUAGUUCAGCGAGUCCGUCAACAAGCGACGUGGUAUAUAGUCAAGUUAUAACAGAACGCAAAAGCACUACAGACGCUUACGGAAGGACAGUUACCCCUCCACCUUUUAAAGAUAUACAAGAAGCGAGUUCUUCUAAAGCGCAUAGUUCAACAAGCAAGCUUCUCAUUGUCCCAAGAGACCUUCCCUACUUACGACAGACUAACGCACGGAGGAGUAUUGCUGCUGCGACGGGGGCUACCCUGGGUGCUUGCUUGACGAGGGGAGCCAGUACAUCGCAACGCCAGAGGCAGGAUUCUGCAACAAAAAGACAAGUGUCUGGCAGCGAGGGCGCGGGCAGCAGCUCGGCGGGCGGGCGGCGGGCGCGUGCUCGCGACAUGCCGCAGCCGCAGCCGGCGUCCACGAGACGGGAUAAGCGAGGCAAAACCAGUCUGGGUUCGUGUGCUAGUACUGGUGGUGCGUCCAGCAGGUCUCACCCCCAGCCAUUAACCACGGGUGCUGUGGCGUCUACGUCUUCCACACCGCCGGCAUCAGCUUCAGCCGCCACAAUGCCUGACAACGCGUCUACCGACAAAGUUAAAAGCAAGUCGGCAUCGUCAGCGGAAGAAUGCGCCGGCGGCGGGGGCGUGAGUGGUCUAGGCGGGGGCGGGGGUGGCGUGGGCAGCGUGGGUGGGGCGAUUGGGGGCGCGGGCCUGGGGGGCGUGGGUCUGGGGGCGGGCGUGGUGCUGGGUGCGGGGGCGGAGGAGUCCUCCUCGGAGGAGGGCGAGGUGGGCCGGCUCCAGGCACUGUUGGAGGCGCGCGGUUUGCCUCCACAUUUGCUCGGUGCUCUCGGUCCGCGAAUGCAGCACCUGUUGCACAGAACUGUCACUGCCAAUUCAGCCGCAUCGAAAGCUGCCCAACUACUAGCUGGACUGCAAGCGACCGGAGACGAGGGUCAACAAUUACAGGCCGUCAUAGAGAUGUGUCAGCUACUAGUGAUGGGCAACGAGGACACAUUGGCCGGUUUUCCUGUACGGCAGGUGGUGCCUGCCUUGGUUAACCUCCUCGCUGCAGAACAUAACUUCGACAUGAUGAACCAUGCGUGCCGCGCACUAACGUAUAUGCUGGAAGCUCUGCCCCGCAGCAGUGGAGCAGUAGCUCUAGCAGUGCCCGCGUUCUUGGACAAAUUACAAGCCAUAACAUGUAUGGACGUGGCCGAACAGAGUCUCACUGCCCUAGAUAUGCUGUCACGGAGACACUCCAAAGCUAUAUUACAAGCGCGUGGAGUGUCCGCGUGCCUGACAUAUUUGGACUUCUUUUCUAUCAGCGCGCAGCGUGCAGCUCUCUCAAUUACAGCCAAUUGCUGCCAAAACCUAACACCUGAUGAGUUUCACCUCGUCAGGGAUUCAUUGCAGCUGCUAGCUAAUAGGCUGACUCAACAGGACAAAAAAUCAGUAGAAUGCGUAUGUCUCGCGUUCUCACGCCUCGUAGACAGCUUCCAACACGACCCUGCACGUUUGCAGGAAAUAGCCACACCUGAACUGCUCACAAAUCUUCAACAACUGCUGGUGGUUCAGCCGCCGUUGAUAUCAGGCGCUACUUUCAUCACUGUGCUCCGUUUGCUGUGGGUGAUGUGUUGCGCCUGCCCCCAGCUAGCGCUAGCUCUCCACCAGCGAUCCAUUGCCGACACGUUACUGUGUCUACUCACCGGAUCCGGGUCCACUAUGCAUCAGGAGCAAGUGGAGUUGCUGCCACGCCUUCCGCAAGAGUUAUACGAGAUCACGUGUCUUAUCGGCGAGCUGAUGCCUCGUUUGCCUACUGACGGUAUCUUCGCUGUGGACGCGUAUUUGGAUAGACCUUGGUCCGCGCCCACAGACAGGACCGCACACUGGCAGUGGAGAGAUGAUAGAGGCGUAUGGCGUUCAUACUCAUGGGCAGAAAGUCGCGCUCUCGAAGCAGGUGUGGCCGCGGGCGAGGAAGAAGUAUGCCUGACCACAUUAGGCCGCUCGUACACGGUCGAUCUGGCAGCGAUGCAGCAACUCAACGACCACACUGGUACCGCGAGACCAGUCCAACGUGUGCCACCGCCCAGUCGCUCCGAUGCGCCCCCGGCACCUUCCGCACCCGCCCCAGAUCCUCGAAUCGCAAUGAUGCGCAGUAACCCGUCAUUGGCGCGUGCGCUACUUGCAGUUUUACACGAAGUAUACUGGAGCUCUGCAGGUCCAGCUGUUCGCUCACAAGCCCUGAAAGCUAUAUUGCGUUGCGUAUAUUAUGCCGACGCACCUAUGCUGAGACAAGUGCUCAAGAUGCAGGUGAUAUCGUCCCAUAUCGCGGGUAUGAUGGCCUCCAGCGAUCUCCGUAUCGUAGUGGGUUCGCUGCAAUUAGCCGAGAUCCUAAUGCAGCAGUUGCCUGAAGAGAUGGCUGUUCAGUUUAGACGUGAAGGUGUAUUGCAUCAGGUCGCUCAGUUAGCGGAACGCGCUCCUGUCCACACGCCAAGACAGGCGAAAAUCAAGUCCCCGAGCAAUACAAGCGUCCGUUCGAGCGGUGGUUCUUCCCCGCCCGCUUCAACCUCAGCCACGUCCCUGGACCACAACCUCUCUCUUGCGUUCUCAGCUUCCAGCUCUUUCGUCGCCACUAGUCUGCCAACUGCGAGCAGUGAAGGCAGUGGCUCCGAACCGGGCCCCGCAUCAGGUUCCACCCAUCAACAAGCUUCCACUACAGUUCAUAGGUCCGGCAGCCCCCUCCAGUUAGCGGAGAUGUUGAAGCGUAAACGCGCGGUGAAGCGUUCAGGAGGAACGGGCGGUAGGCACGGGCGCCGCCGCGACGAGGCCGCGACGCACGCUACUCACGCGUCGCACGCGACCCACUCGCCGCACGCGCACCAACCGCCCACACACGCUUCCGGUGUACCGUCAGCGGCACGUUCAGCGAGUCGCGUGGGCGGCGGUUCCAAGACCUCAUCGUUCUUGUCUUCUUUGAAUCCGUCUCGUUGGGGGCGAGCGCCGCACGCUCACAAAGAUUCAGCUCUACUCGCCUCCCCACACCAACCCGCCAAUCUCACCGUCCAAAACAAAGAGAAAGUCCGCGAAUGGAUCCAAUGGACCGCGGCCCGUCUGCAGCGCGAAUGGGGCGCUCUGGGCGGAGGCGCCGGUCCGUUGGAACAGUUGGCAGCUCUAGCGGCCGCUCUACCUCAUCCGCCUCACCAGAGAACAGCGUUAGAACAGCUCCGAGAUACGCUUCUGCAACACGACGUGUCACCAUUCGAGGUUAAUCACUCGGGUGUUCUCGGCGCCCUACUUCAGUUUCUGACUAGCAACGAGGGUGAUGAAGCUGAGGAGACGAUGAGUGAAAUACGUGCUGAGGAGCACGUAGCCGAAUGUGAAGGCCGUCUCCGUCUUUUCCUACACGUGUUUGCAGACAUGCCUCUUACCGCUGAAACCGAGUGGGAGGAGUCAGAGACCGCUUUAAGCACGGCAGGCAGUAACGCUGCAGCGCUGUCCGCGCUAGUUGCCAAAGUGAACGCGUGCGUGUCACACCUGGAACAGUUCCCGGUGCGAGUGCACGACUUACCCGCACGUCCUGCCACCUCCGCUCUCAAGUUCUUCAACACCCAUCAGCUUAUGUGUGAUCUCAAACGUCAUCCGACAUGCACCAACCUGAAGCAAUGGAAGGGUGGUGUCGUCCGUAUUGACCCCUUAGCUUUAGUUCAAGCCAUUGAAAGGUAUCUAGCGCAACGCGGAUACGCGAGUCCCCGACAACGCGACGGUUCAGCGUCGGGAGUGCACUCUGACGACGACGCCGCAUCUGACGACGAUGUUGACGACGCUCUCACCACGCCACCACAUCACCACACCGCCGAUACCGAACACAAACUAGAGUUCCUGAUCGGCGACACGGUGUUGCCAUACAAUAUGACUGUAUACCAAGCCGUACGACAGUUUGGCGAACAGACUGAUGCUGAUACAGAUACGGAAACUCCACUCGCAAACGCUGGUAUAUGGAUACACACUCAUACUAUAUAUUACCGAGCAGUAGAAGCCGGCGAACAACCGCGCUCUGAUACUACCGCUUCCCGUAAAGGAAAGGGUCAACCCACUAAAUUGUCAUCAAGAAGAAAACCUGAUAUACUGUGGAAUGAGGGUAUAGUGCCGUCCCGCGAGUCACCACUGGUGGUGAUACUAAAGUCGCCGUUACUGAGCGGCGGCGGCGUGGAGGUGAAGGACGCGUCACUGCCCGCUCUCGGCGUGCUGCGAGCGUUGCACGCGCUCGCGAGACACUGGCACACGUUAUAUAGAGCCGUGUGCUUACCCGACCAGAGGCCACUGGUGCCUCACGCUGACUUUAUCAACGCCAAGAGCAGUGAUUCCCUAAGUGGUCCAGGUGGACCCCCAGGGGUCCACGUGGGAUUCAACGGGGGUCUACGUUGGCGUGAAAUAAAAGCAAUGUCUAUCGUUAGAUCUUCGAAUUUUGGGAAUAUGUUGGCUGCCAAAGCAAAUCGACAGUUACAAGACCCACUUGUUAUAAUGACUGGCAAUCUGCCUCCAUGGCUAAAGAAAAUAGCUUAUGCCUGUCCCUUCGUGUUACCGUUCGAGUGUCGCCAUUUAUUAUUCUACGUGGUAUCGUUCGAUCGCGACCGCGCCCUGCAACGUUUAUUGGAAGCGGGCGGGGAACGCGGCGCCGCCGGCGCCGGUGCCGGGCCUGACAGUGAACGGGUGGCGCCGCGUCUCGACCGUCGCAAGCGCACCGUGCAACGUCACAACGUGCUCAGACAAGCGGAGCACGUCAUGCACGAGUUCGCACACUCCAAGGCACUGUUGGAGAUACAGUACGAGAACGAAGUGGGCACCGGUCUUGGGCCAACGCUUGAAUUCUAUGCGUUGGUGUCGCAGGAGUUGCAACGCGCCGACCUAGACGUAUGGCACGGUAGUGAAAACUUCAAGCAAAAACCUUCUUUCGGCGGAGAAAUAGUGAAGAGUCAACCGCCGGUAGUGACGGAUCGGUCAUCGGACGCUGCCGCGAGGCUAGCUUCGUCCGUCCGCGACGCUCUCAGUCUAGACGAGGACCGAGCUCCUGAGCCGUCGGAUCUCGAGAAAGAGACGUCUAUACCGUCGCCGGCGCCGGACGCGACGUACGUCUCGUGGCCGUGCGGUUUGUUCCCGCAGGCUAUUGGUAGAAAUGCUCGCGCCUCGCAUCUGUCACGGGUCAAGGCGAAGUUCCGUUUCCUCGGCAAGUUUAUGGCGAAGGCUGUUAUGGAUUCGAGAAUGGUGGACAUUCCGUUAUCGGUGUCGAUGUACCGCUGGGUGGUGUGCGAGCAGCGUUGGCUGACAUUGAGCGACGUGCGACAUGUCGCGCCCGAGCUGUGGCGGUCGCUGUGUCGGCUGCGACGUGUCGCUGAACGUGCGAGACGCAUCGCCAUCGAUCCGAGGCACACGCCGGAACAACGCAAUCAAAUGAUAAGUGCACUGGAAUUGGACGGAUGCCCUAUAGAGGAGUUGGGUUUGGACUUCAUACUGCCGGGUGAUGGAUGCACAGAGUUACGGCGAGGUGGCCGCGACGUGCCCGUCACGGCACAUAAUCUACACAACUAUAUAGAUCUCGUAUCUCACUGGCUACUAUAUGAAGGUGUGAGUAAACAAAUGGAGGCAUUCAAAGAAGGAUUUGAAUCUGUCUUCCCACUGACCAAUCUCAAAAUAUUCUACCCUGAGGAACUAGAACAAGUAUUUUGUGGAAGCCCAUCAGGUGGUCGUGAGCAACGCUGGGAACCGCGUAUGUUGGCCGAGUGCAUCAGACCCGACCACGGUUACACGGCGGAGUCUCGCGCCAUACGUAUGCUCAUCGACAUACUGGCCUCAUACAAUCGCGACGAGCAACGGCUCUUCCUGCAGUUUGUCACUGGCAGCCCACGCUUGCCCACUGGAGGUUUCAAGGCGCUAAAUCCACCGCUGACGGUGGUCCGCAAGUCGCUGGAGUCCUCACUAGAUCCGGACGAGUAUCUGCCGUCUGUUAUGACGUGUGUAAACUACCUGAAACUACCGGACUACAGCAGCGCGGAGGUGAUGCGAGCUAAACUACGGCUCGCCGCCUCAGAGGGGCAACACUCGUUCCAUUUGUCGUGAAUAUUCCGCCUUGCCCACCCCCACCCCAUCACUCGGCCCCACUUACCUCACGUGUGAAUGCGGUUAGUGAUAUCAAUAGUUAUCGUGCCCUCUAGCGUGCGCGUACGCCGUAUUUGUGCAAUCGGAGCGAUCACCCGCUGACGUGAUGGACGCUCGAAGUGCUGUGCGUUCUAUGAUUUCGUUUCUCAUUUUGGAUUAUUUUUAGAUUACAUAGAUAUAUGUUGAUAAUUCUAUUUUGUGUUAAUUUAAUGUGAUAGCUUUGUAUAUUACUUUAUCGAUGUAGAGAGAACGUCCGCUCUCCACGGUUUAUUAGAGUUUAAUGUCAUUAGUGCGAAAAGCACCGGCCAUGACGGCCGUUCGCCUACCUACCGCCACUUUUGUUAUCAUAUAGGUACAUAAUAUACAUAAAUAUAAUAUUAUUAUGCGAGCUGUUUGAUGGACCACUGAAAAUGUAGUGUCCUACUUCAAUAGCAUUUAUUACCAAACGGUGUAUGUUUUGAGUAACUUUAAGUAUGAUUAAUGAAUAAAGAAAAAGUGCAAAAUUUAAUAUGUAACAAUUUCAAUAAAACCAUGUAAACAAUAUUGAUCAAUC
Molecule: messenger RNA, 8694 nt
Organism: Diatraea saccharalis (sugarcane borer)
Lineage: Eukaryota; Metazoa; Arthropoda; Insecta; Lepidoptera; Crambidae
Source: the annotation of a GenBank genome assembly